CUCGACUUCACUCCCGACCCGACUCCUCCUCCUCUCCCACGCGUUGCUACUCCUCCUCCACUUCACCCCAAGAACAACCAAACACCUCUACGAACCCGACAGACACAGUUUCCUCCUCCAGAAACCCUCAACAUGCCCCGUGCAGCCGCCGCAAAAGUCCCUAAGUCCCCAAGCGCCAAGGCUACGAAGCGAGCCACCGCGCCCAAGAAGACCAUCUCCAAGGAUGCUCCCAAGAAGAAGAGAACGGCAGUGUCCAAGAAGAAAGUUUCCACUGCUGCCUCCCCCAAGCCUGCCAAGAAGUCUGUGAAGAAGACGGCAACCAAGUCCCCCAAGGCAAAGUCCCCCAAGACGACCGCCGCGAGCCCCAAGGCCGCGAGCCCCAAGAAGGCCCCGCUCGUUCGCAACACCACGUUGGCAGAGAAGGUGAAGGGAGAGACCGGAAAGCUCCGUGCUGUCUCUCGUCUCAAGGCCAAGAAGUAAACUUAAACCAGCUGAUGGUGGUGUGAUUGAACACUCCUUCUGAGCCAGCACCUCUCUUGCCCAACAUGAUCGUCAGCGAUCUGACCGGGGGAUGAUGUUUGUGUGGAGCUUGAGAAUGAGAGUUUGUGCCUGCGGAAGUAGUGUAGCUAUAAUGCGUGAAUUUCUAAUAAACCUAUCAAACACUG
Molecule: messenger RNA, 665 nt
Organism: Guillardia theta CCMP2712
Lineage: Eukaryota; Cryptophyceae; Pyrenomonadales; Geminigeraceae
Exons: 1
Coding region: 133-480 (115 amino acids)
Biological process (GO): nucleosome assembly
Cellular component (GO): nucleosome
Molecular function (GO): DNA binding; structural constituent of chromatin
Source: RefSeq, a predicted model, not a curated record